UGGUAGCGCUGCGGUCACACUGUUUUGGAUUGUACACGCGAUUUAGGCAGCAAAAUCGAACAAAACCGAGUGUUAGAAUUGUGCUAGUAAUACCGCCGCCCGCGGCCGCAAAAAAAAAACGAUCGCCGAAACCCCAACCCCAAAAAAAGAGCCCCGUUAAAAGAGAAAUAACCCACGAAAUAUCCUCCCAAAAAAGGAGGAAAAAAUCGCAAGUUGUUGUUGCCAUUGCUGCUGAAAAAGAAAGAGAGAGAGUGAAAGGGAGGGAGUGUGUGAGUGAGGCUAUCUCUCUCAAACGCACAGUGACUGUGUUUUCCUUUUUUCGAUUUUGUUUUUGUGGCCGCCAACAACAAAAGUCCAGCAAUCCGUUAUUUUUGUGCAAGUGUGAAAGUUCAACGGAGCGCGCCUGUGUGUGUGUGUGCCGCCAAACAACAACAAAAACCGUGCACAACAAAACAAAAUUCACACACGCGCAUGUGUGUGUGUGUGCGCGAGAAAAAUCGAAGAAGUGCUGGCCGAAAAAAAUUGAGAAAAAAUAAACCAACCCAAAAAUACAACAACUAAAAUCCCAACAAACAUCCAAUAGUCCAGUAAUCCAGGGGUUAAAGCAAAGAUAAUAUGUCCACCAUUCAGUUCGAGACGAUCGGCAAUCGCCUGCAAUCCUUGGAGGAGAAACUUCAGGAGCAAAAUAAGUCCCACGACCAGAUCGUCCUUUCCGGAUCGCGUGGCUCAGGCGUUUCCGGCUCCGUCGCGGGAUCCCGUAUUCCUCCCCUGGCAACAUCCGCAUCCGCAGCCACAUCCGCCGCCCAUGUACCGCCCCUGGGCUCCGGAAUCAGCAUAGCCCAGCGACCAGCACCUCCAGUUCCUCAGGCGCCAAUUGCCACCGCCUUUUCCUUGUCCACAUCCGCCUCUGCAUCCGCAUCUGCCUCAUCCGCAUCCGCAUCCGCAGCCUCGACGACGGGCGCCUUCGGCGGAGUAUACACCCCGCCCACAACCAGAGUGCCGCGGGCCACGCCCACUCUGCCCAUACCCCCAAGCGGCAGCGGCAUUAACCGGACGCGACCUGUGAUACUGCCGCUGCCCACGCCGCCACAUCCUCCGGUUUCGGAGACGGACAAGAAGUUAAAGAUCAUCAUGGAGCAGACGGGCAAGCUGAACAUCAAUGGGCGGCAGUAUCCGACGGACAUCAAUGACCUCAAGCACCUGGGCGAUCUGGGCAACGGGACCAGCGGGAAUGUGGUGCAGAUGUUGCACCUGUCCAGCAACAUGAUCAUCGCCGUGAAGCAGAUGCGGCGCACUGGCAAUGCGGAGGAAAACAAGCGCAUCCUGAUGGAUCUGGACGUGGUGCUCAAGUCGCACGACUGCAAGUACAUCGUCAAGUGCCUGGGCUGUUUCGUUCGCGAUCCGGAUGUGUGGAUCUGCAUGGAACUGAUGUCCAUGUGCUUUGACAAGCUGCUUAAGCUCUCCAAGAAGCCAGUGCCCGAACGAAUCCUUGGCAAGGUCACAGUAGCGACGGUCAACGCCUUGUCCUAUCUGAAGGACAAGCACGGGGUCAUCCAUCGCGAUGUGAAGCCCUCGAACAUUCUGAUCGACGAACGUGGCAACAUCAAGCUCUGUGAUUUCGGGAUCAGCGGUCGCCUGGUGGACUCCAAGGCGAACACACGAUCCGCCGGCUGUGCAGCAUAUAUGGCGCCGGAGCGGAUCGACCCCAAGAAACCAAAGUACGACAUUCGUGCCGAUGUGUGGUCGCUGGGCAUAACGCUGGUGGAGCUGGCCACCGCGCGAUCCCCGUACGAAGGAUGCAACACGGACUUCGAGGUGCUCACCAAGGUGCUGGACUCGGAGCCGCCGUGUUUGCCCUAUGGCGAGGGUUUCAACUUUAGUCAGGAGUUCCGCGAUUUCGUUAUCAAGUGCCUCACAAAGAACCAUCAGGACCGACCCAAGUAUCCGGAGCUUCUGGCCCAACCCUUCAUCCGGACCUAUGAAAUAGCCAAAGUAGAUGUACCCAAUUGGUUUCAGGGCAUCAAGGAGAGCCGUCUGCGUGCCAACGGCGAUCCCACGCUCCAGAGGGCAACGGCGACUGGAAGUGGAGCCGGUUCUGGUUCCGUAUCUCUCGCAGGAUCAGGAUCAGCAGGUGGAGCUAUAAAAUAUGGUAGGGCGAUGCCGUAUACGGCGCAGAGUCCCACGAAUCCGCAGAAGACAAUAAAACCCACUCAGAUACCGAGUUACCAGCAGCAGCAGCAACAGUCGCAGUAUUUCAUGCAAUCAGCCACACAACUACCUCAAACAACAACAACAACCACAACACCAACGGCAACGACGAACUGUUUCGGCGGGAGUGGGAGCGGCAGGGGAAACGGUAGCGGAAACGGAAGUGGAAGUGGAAACGGGAGCGGUAGCAGCAGCAGUGCCAGUCCGUUGUCGCCACCAAGCGGAGUCGGCGAUCUUAACCGGCUUUAUCGCAAAUCGCCAUUCAUGCAGCGAAAACAGAGCAACGGAUCCCAUCAUCUCCACUACAAAUACAACGAUGAGAGCCCCAAGAAGGAGUCCAUGUUCAGUAGCAUCGGACAAUCGAUUCUACGCAAUCUGACGACAUCGCCCUUCAGCCAAAAGAAACACAAUUCAACAGCAGCGACUGCAACAACAAUACCACUGCCGCACAACAACCAAACAUUAUUCACGGAUGCAGCAACAGCAAAUGCAAUAACAUCGCCAAAUAUUGCAGCUGCAGCGCCCACGACAACGCCAGUGACCACGCCCACAUGGCGCCUGCCAGCGGACAAUUCCCAAGCCUACGACAGCUGUGAUAGUAGUAGUAAUGCCACCACGACCUUGAACUUGGCCCUCUCCUCACCCUCCCCCUCGCUGCCGCGCAAGCAAUUCCCCACAGAAUCGCCGACCUUGCAACUCGCCAGUCAACAACAACAGCAACAGCAGCAACCACAGCGAUUGCAGCCGGGCAAUCAGAGCCCCAUAGUGCUGCAGCGCUUCUAUCACCAGCAGAAUCAGCUGCGCGAGAAGGAGGCGGCAGAGCGGUACCAGCAGCAGCGCCAGCAGACGCCCGUUGGAGUGACCAGCACGAAUCCGUUUCACAGCAACUAUGUGCCGCCGCCGCCAUCGACGCAUUCCACCUCUAGUCAGUCCUCCACGCAGUCGACGUGCUCGCAGAUCGCCGUCAAUCCCGCCAGCCUAUCCCCAUCGACUGGCUCUGGAAUAGGAACAAUAGGGGGAUUGGGAAUCGGAUCAGGAACAGGAGCGGGGGCGGAGACAGGGACAGGAACGGGAUCAGGAGCAGCUGGUCACUUUGGAGCGGGCGGCAGUGGUGAGCAGUUGCAGUACCAGCCGUUGCCCAUCGCCGCCGAAGCAACGGUCACGAGUCCCACGCUCCUUCCCAGAUCUCCGGAGCAACAGUCGGAUUGCGGAGGGACCAGCUCCAUGGUGGCCAGCAAGCUGAGCAAGCUCUACGUCCGCCGCCAGCUUUUGGGCCAGAGCUCGAGCAGCGGGGCGAGCAGCAGCAGCCUGGAUGGCUGCAGCCGGGAACAGCAAGAUGCCGGCUGGUUCAACACUCUCGCCGGCGCCAUGAAGCGACAGUUUGCCACCUAUGUUAAAACCCAAUUGAAUUCCACAGCCACGUCGCCAGUGGCGGCCAGCAUGGAUCGGGAUCGGGAUCGCGACCGGGAUCAGGAGUUAGUGCAGCAUCCGCAGCCGCCGGCAUACAGGAGCAUCGUUAAUAACGGCAGCGGUGGCAAGUCCUACUACUAUCGCACCUUGUCGGCGGCCAGCAGCAGCAGUAAUACCAGCCAAAGCACCUCGCCCACGACGGAACCGCUGCCGGGAGGCGGCACCAGCAGUUUCCUGCGCCGUUACGGCAACAGCGGACCAGGCGGAAUGGGCAGCGGUGGCGGCGGCAGCAUCAGUACGCCGCCCAGUCCGCACAUCUUGGCCGGUCUGGAUCGCAGGCACCGAAGUCCAGAUCCGCCGCCACGCUACAAUCGCGGACAGUCGCCGCUUUUGCUGCGCAAGAAUCUGCUGGAGCUGAGUGGCCAGCCGCCGGGCUCACCGCUUCUGCACCGCAGAUACGUUUCGGCCUCGCCGCCGCUGCCACCGCCACGCCGAGGAUCUGAAAGCGUGCCAGGAUCACCGCAGCACUUCCGCACCCGCAUCCAUUAUACGCCCGAGCCCCAGAGACGCAUAUACCGCACGAUAGAUCAAUGAGUAGCGCUGCAAAUCAUGGUCAUGUGAUGCUGGUACGGCUUCGACGACGAUGCCGCCGGCGCUGCUGUACACGACGAUGAUCAGAUGGAGGAGCUAAUGGAGCCCGUCUCCAUGCCCGUGUCCGUAUCCGUCUCGUCAGCAGCCGGCGACCCGCUGUCGAUGCCGGCGUAUGCAGAUAACCUGGGCACCAGGUCGUCCGGGAUUAAUCGGCGGCGAUUUGCCGGACGACGGACGUGUUCGGCCAGCGGAUCGUAUGCCAGCUUGUAUUCGGAUAGGGAUGAAUGGCCAGGAGGAUCAUCUGGAGCGGCGGGACCAUCGAAGGCCAGAGCUGGAUAUCCGUGGACAUGUGAUUGAUGACAAACGAAAGUGUUCAAAAGUCUUAUACGUUUAAGUGCUUGAGCCCCAGCGGCGAUUCAUUUGCAUCCGCAUCUGCUAGACACUUAGUUUCGUUGCGCAGCUCCAACUGUACAUAGACAUAUAUCUGUAGGGAUCUAUAUAGACACAUCCGAUAAUAGUGCAAUAGUUGAAAGCAAUUCUGUUCGCCCAACCACUGUAAGCAAAUCUCUUCUCUCUUAUAUAUAUCUAUAUCUGUGUCUGUAUCUCCUUUAAUGGUAACUCUGUAAUCAAAACGUUUACACUUUACACAACGUAAAUUAUUUAACCGUAGCUCUAAAAACAACAAAAAUAGGUAAAUCGAAAUGGAUAUGGAAAAAUCCAGCAAAACAGAAUGAGAAAUUCAAAUGAUUUGUAGCUUUGUAUAUAGAGAGGAGGUGAAGUGCAAAAGUCGUUGCAUUUGCUGUUUGCAAUUUGUUUUAGUUUAUACAUUUCAUUAAACAUCAACUUGUAUGCUGAGUGGAAGGGAAACCAACAACAAACAACAUUAACAAUGGAAUUAUUGUACUGAUUAUUAUAAUUGUUUAAUUUAUUAUGUAAGCGGCAACAAGCUACACUUUAAAUUCAA
Messenger RNA from Drosophila rhopaloa, 5173 nucleotides. It is a transcript of the gene hep, whose product is annotated as dual specificity mitogen-activated protein kinase kinase hemipterous. The transcript is spliced from 10 exons. The coding region runs from base 616 to 4212 and encodes 1198 amino acids. Gene Ontology annotation, biological process: protein phosphorylation. NCBI's taxonomy places the organism in Eukaryota, Metazoa, Arthropoda, Insecta, Diptera, Drosophilidae. The record is from RefSeq and is a predicted model, not a curated record. Gene Ontology annotation, molecular function: ATP binding; protein kinase activity.